CGAGCAGAUGUGUAGUAGAGUACUCGCGAGGCAGUGAGCGACAGUGCAGGCAGGAACUAUGAAGGAAACCCCCAUCCAGGAGCAGACUGCGGUCAUUGCCAACUCGCAAAAGCCGGUGUUAACACCUCUCCACCUCAACUUCGGCACGACCAUCGCGGCAGACCUCGCUUCUGUCUCCAACCAUGAAAACUUUUACACUUACGAACUGGUGGAGAGCAUUGCUAAGUUCCUACUGGAGAGAGUGUCUGUUCGACCCACCAUUGGCAUCAUAUGUGGCUCAGGGAUGGAUCUUUUGGGUGUUUCAGGGCCGCUGGCGGACAUGCUGAGCGACAAGGUAGCGUUCCCGUACGAGACGAUCCCGCACUUCCCCACAAGCACGGUGCCUGGGCACGCUGGGCGACUGGUGUUCGGUAAACUCAACGGCGUGCCACUCAUGUGCAUGCAGGGCCGUUUCCAUUAUUAUGAAGGUUACCCGCUCUGGAAGUGCUCAAUGCCUGUCAGGGUGAUGAAGCUGGUGGGCGUUACGCAUCUCAUCAUCACGAAUGCUGCUGGAGGGCUGAAUCCUGACUACGAGCCCGGAGACAUCAUGAUUAUGAAAGACCACAUCAACCUGCUUGGGUUUGCAGGAAACAAUCCCCUCCAAGGAGUCAACGACGAAAGGUUCGGGCCAAGAUUUGUAGCGAUGAACCGGGCAUAUGACGCGGGGCUGCGGGCUGUGGCAUGGGACGUGGCCAAAGAUCUAAACAUGGCGGAUGUCACGCGAGAGGGAGUCUAUGCUGUGAUUGGAGGACCCAAUUUUGAGACCAUCGCAGAGUUGCGGAUGUUGAGGACUUGUGGUGCUGAUACCGUUGGUAUGAGCACAGUUGCUGAGGUCAUUACGGCAUACCACUGCGGAAUGACGGUGUUUGCCUUCAGUCUAGUAACUAACAAGUGCAUCAUGGACUACGAUAGUCUGGAAGAGACUAACCACACAGAGGUCAUAGAAGUCGGUAAAGUCAGGGAGCCACUGCUUAAGAAGUUCGUGUCUAAGUUAAUUUCACGUUUCUCUGAACUACAGAAACCCGUGCAAUAAUUUAUUGUAUUACGUAUAGCAAGAGAAACGUCCCAGUAUUCAUACAAUAUUUUUUAGUCUAGAAUAGAACUAGUUUUAGUAUUUCAAAUGGUCGAUUAUGUGUUUUGCAUUUUUGUAUUGAGUAGUUUUUACACUAAGUGUAUUUUUAUGUUAAGGAACAACUGCAAAUUAUUUUUUAACGUGUUCACGACUUUUUUAUUUGGCUCUAAUUUUACAAUAAUAAUGACAAAAACCUGUAAUCUUUGUUUUACAUUAAGCGUCUAAGUAUAACGAGAAAAGUAUGUUUACUUUGCAAUACUGCACCCAACAAUUAUUUCACUACGUUUGUUCAAUGUUUCUCCGUGUACUCCAAGGAGUACCUAAAAAUUAAUUUGCCUUAAAAAUUAAACAAUUGUGCGCCCAACGGAGUACACGAUAGUCUGAGGUGUUAAUUUAAGCGCGAGAUCAAACUUAACAAACCAACAAGACAGGCAAACAAUAAAAACGCAGUAAUGAAAUACGUAGCAAAGUGUACCCCUUCUGGCUCACGACGCACUUUACGAAAGCGCGGUGGGCGGAUACACGACGGUAGUUGUGAAAAAUUGGCUACACGUCGUCGUAAACGUGUUUUAAUUUGUAAUCCAUGAUUAGAUAUGUUAAACUGCUUAUUCUUAAUAUAGUAUGUGUUUAUAAAUAAUUGAACUAAUUCCAUUUAACUUGUUUGAUUAACAAACAAGAUUGUAUUGUUUCGGUGUUUUAAAAAGUAUAUAGAUUGGUUAUUUUAUUGAACUUUAACAGAUUUAACUAGGAAUUAUUUAUAAUUUAACUUGCCGUAUAUUGUUUUUCUUUAAAUAAAUCCAAUAUUUGUAUUUGUUUUAAUUGUUCGUUUAAGAAAUGUAACUGCUAGUAAUGUAGUACAAUCAGAAUACAAAUUAAAUACUAAUGUAUUAGCAGACAUCUUCGACUGUGUAUAUAAAUUAUAAAACAUACAGAUACAAAUCAGUGCUGCUAAAACAAUUCGUUUAGUUAUACAACAACCUACACGAUUAAUAUAAACCUGCUAACAUUCAAUCUGACAUACAAUAGGUACAGACUACAUAAGGUGUUAACAGUAGGCAAAAUGUGAAGAGUAAAAUAAAAAUUUGAUUAACGGAAAAAAUGUAUUACACUUGGUGGACAUUCACGCAAAUUACAAAAAUCGUGUUUUAAUAAAUUUCAAAGAAGAAACUGAAAAUUUCAACACUACCUAUAAAUGUAUUGAACAUGAAUAGAAUUGAAUUUUGAGAUAAUUUUUCGAGUUCAUUAUAUUAUUAAUUAUUUCCAUUUGUAAAGAAAACUAUUAUAAUGAAAUAUUAAUUUAAUUUAAAUUUUUGAAAUGAAACCAAAAUAUAGUUGUGAUUGUUGAUUGUCGAAGAUGUCUUGUCAAGCCGACAUCAGAUGUGUGACUAUUAAAUUUUAAUCGCAUUAAUUGUUUAAACGAAAGUGAGUGUAGUAUACUUUAAGUACUAGUAUAAGAACUGUUUCCUUGUUAAUACUGAGUACAAAAAAAUCAACAAUUAGAUUGUUGUUUGAUUAUUUCAUUUAAAUCUAUUAUGAACUAAGAGAACUUAACUGUUGUUAUUGUUAUACUCCCUGACUGUUUAUUGCAGGGUGUAGUUUUUUAUUUAUUGCAUUUAGUAAAAGUAUUAUUUAAGAUAAAUAAACGUUGUUUUUAUCUGA
Molecule: messenger RNA, 2770 nt
Organism: Homalodisca vitripennis (glassy-winged sharpshooter)
Lineage: Eukaryota; Metazoa; Arthropoda; Insecta; Hemiptera; Cicadellidae
Product: purine nucleoside phosphorylase-like
Exons: 6
Coding region: 59-1072 (337 amino acids)
Biological process (GO): nucleoside metabolic process
Cellular component (GO): cytoplasm
Molecular function (GO): purine-nucleoside phosphorylase activity
Source: RefSeq, a predicted model, not a curated record